GAAAAAAAAAAAAGAGUGUGACUUGUGAGUGAGUGUGCCUUCCUAUAUGCUCUUUCAACUACUAUUCCCUUCUUUCUUUCUUGCAUCAGAGCUAUUUCUUCUCCUUGGAUUUAGGGUUUUCACCCUCCUUUUUCCCUGUCUCCACCUAUCUUUCUUGCACUUUCUUCUCUUUAGGGCCCCAAAAGUGAUGCAGCAUCGAAUUCGCGUGGGUUAGAGCAGUUGGUAAGUUCAGUAUUGCCGGGCUUGUGGUUCUUGAAGUUCUUGAUUUCAUUCUGCUAGAUGUUAUGUUCGUGUACUUUUGACCCCGUUUUCCGCCUAUUUUGGCAAGAAAAUCACUAGAAAUGGACUUCAAUUGCCGAGAUAUCUCUUCUCAGUCUUGUCAGUCCUAUCUUCAGUCUAAAAAGGAAGAAUUAUCAAACGUAGAAGCUGGCGUGUCAAGUGACUUUUGCAUUAACCGUUUUCUGUUUUGAGCUGGGUGUAUUAAAAGCUUCCUUGUUGCUUGGGCUCUUGACUAUGGGCAGCCGUUAGGUCCUUGGUUGAGUAUUAGUUGCAACGGUUGAUUGAGAAUUGGAACCAACGUUCGAAGUGGAACCUAGAUGGAUGACGGUGGGCCUCGAGAAAAUGGAAGGUACAAACCGCCACUACAUGGUCAGUGGUUGAUGCAGCAUCAGCCAUCAAUGAAGCAGAUAAUGGCGAUCAUGGCUGAAAGAGAUGCUGCCAUUCAAGAAAGGAACUUGGCCCUUUCUGAGAAAAAGUCUGCCUUGAACGAGCGGGACAUGGCUAUCCUACAGCGAGAUUCAGCGAUUGCUGACCGAAAUAACGCCAUAAUGGAACGGGACAACGCCAUAGCCACUCUCCAGUAUCGUGAAACCUCGAUGAAUACUGGCAGUAUGUCUCCAUCGCCCCCAGGUUGCCAAAUUACCCGACACCACGUUCAUCAUCAAACUGCGUAUAGCUCGAGGGAUAUGCACUUAAGUGAUGCCAUACCCACGUCCCCAGCUGACCCAGAGCCCGCUAAGCCCCGGAGGAACAAACGAGCUAAAGAACCUAAGCCAGCAACGCCUAGAAAGACCUCAAAACCGUCAAAGAAAGCUAAGAAAGAAGCUGAUGAGCUUAACAGACAAAUUGGCGGGGCUAGUGAUGACCUUAACAGACAAUUAGGCAUGUCGAGGCCAGAUUGGAAGGAUCAGGACCUCGGGUUGAACCAAGUUUCUUUCGACGAUUCAACUAUGCCAGUCCCGGUUUGUUCGUGCACUGGAGUCCUACGACCCUGCUACAAAUGGGGAAAUGGCGGGUGGCAAUCCUCGUGCUGUACAACCAAUUUGUCAAUGUAUCCUCUACCCGCUAUUCCCAACAAACGACAUGCCCGAAUUGGUGGUAGAAAAAUGAGCGGAGGCGCAUUUAACAAGCUAAUUAGCAGGCUUGCUGCUGAGGGCCACGAUCUAUCAAAUCCAGUCGAUCUGAAGGAACACUGGGCAAAGCAUGGAACAAACCGAUAUAUCACCAUCAAAUAAAACUCCCGAGCUUCUUGAUCCCGCACAUUAUAUCUUAAGGUAUAUGUUUCCUUUGUUCGUUCGAGUAACCGGAGAUAACUGUAAAGCACCUCUGUACUUUGAAUACCUUAAUGCAUUUUACCUUAGAUUCCAGUUCAGUGUAAUAUUGGUUGUUUAGCCCUGUUGUUCAUGUUUUUCUUGACAUUUCCCUGUUACUAUCUGUAUUCCAGUUCAGUGUAAAGCACCCCCACCCCUACCCCCAAAUUGUAGUAGAUUCUUGAGGCUUAUUUUAUGAUAUAUAUAAUUUGGCCAAUAUCUAUAUGGACUAUGGUGUUCACA
Molecule: messenger RNA, 1832 nt
Organism: Ipomoea nil (Japanese morning glory)
Lineage: Eukaryota; Viridiplantae; Streptophyta; Magnoliopsida; Solanales; Convolvulaceae
Product: protein BASIC PENTACYSTEINE6-like
Exons: 4
Coding region: 597-1514 (305 amino acids)
Biological process (GO): response to ethylene
Cellular component (GO): nucleus
Molecular function (GO): sequence-specific DNA binding; DNA-binding transcription factor activity
Source: RefSeq, a predicted model, not a curated record